GAGUGUACGUCCGUAUGAUUCUGGAAUAUUGAUGAGCGGGUAAGCAACGUUCAACAUUGGCAGCAUACCCGACGCUCGCGCACGUGGCGACGGAGGUGCGACAUAUCCCUGGCCGGCGCUUACACAAGUGCGAUGGUUUCACACCAUGGCCAUCGUUGUCCGCCCGCCAAGCUGCAAGCUCAGCGGUUCACGAUGGGACGCGGUGUUUGGACCCCAGGCGCUCGACGUUCGCGCUCCAAAAAUCGAAGAGAGGCCAAUCGAGCAGGCAGAGGGAUGGCAAGUGGUUUGCAGCAGCAGCAACAAGGAGGGACAAGAAACGGACGAGACGGACGCGUGCCUGGGAGACGGCACCGAGACGGCCAAGGAGGUUGCCACGACGCGGGCGGUGCUGGGUGAUCCGAAAUAG
This is a messenger RNA of Coniophora puteana RWD-64-598 SS2, 406 nucleotides long. RefSeq lists its product as uncharacterized. Lineage: Eukaryota; Fungi; Basidiomycota; Agaricomycetes; Boletales; Coniophoraceae. Bases 133 to 396 code for a protein of 87 amino acids. The transcript is spliced from 2 exons. The record is from RefSeq and is a predicted model, not a curated record.